ACUUCACGCAAUGGACGCAGAAGAUUUGAUGGCCUCUUUACACGUGGCCUUCAUCCAGACGCUCGAGUAAACCGUGAAAAUCAUUCUCCGUCGCCUCUUAUUCGUUCACACCAUCUUCAACCUCUGUACAUCCCUGCGCAUAACGAACAAGCCGUAGCCGCUACGCUGCUGCCUCACAAACUCCUUCAAUGUCCCAAGCAUCCUCAAGUAUUCUCUCUCUCUCUCUCUCUCUCUCUCUGUGUUUGAUAGUGAUUGGCUGGGAUUUCUCGUGUGAUUGAGCAGAAAUGAAGGUUGUCGCUGCGUACUUGUUGGCCGUGUUCGGAGGCAACACCAGCCCUUCCUCAGUAGAUUUGAAGGAGAUCAUAGGAUCAGUUGGAACUGAAGCUGAUGGGCACCCGGAGAUUUGCCUCAUGUAACUCUGGGCCACGCUAUGUGCAAGUUCUGCAGGACAAAAUCAUAUUGCCUCAGAUUUUGAUGCCGAUGAAUGAGGUUAUCUUUGGAAAUGGAGAGCGUGCGUGCAAUUCUCUGGAAAUGGAAUGCAUGGAAGCUCCAAUUUUCUUGGAAAAUGAAUGUGCUCUAUUACGGGAUGCUUUUGGGUUUGCAAAAGCUAUUACUUAAGCCGGAUGGUUUGCUACCUUGACGAGCACAUCCUAGAGUGAUGUAAUGUGCAUCUCUAUUUUCAUCAUUUUUUAUUCUUCUUCUUCUUCUGCACCACUUCAAAACCCUCUUACUUUGCGUAAGUUCUAUAAUAUUCAUGAAGUUUCUCUAUGGACCUAAAUAUAAUCACAUCCUUAGGUUCCUUAACAUUUUUAACUUCAUCUAUGAGCUUGGAACGACAAUUGUUAACACUA
Molecule: messenger RNA, 851 nt
Organism: Alnus glutinosa
Lineage: Eukaryota; Viridiplantae; Streptophyta; Magnoliopsida; Fagales; Betulaceae
Exons: 5
Coding region: 388-618 (76 amino acids)
Source: RefSeq, a predicted model, not a curated record